UAGAUGUUGCUAAAACUUCCCAUAGAUUACGUAGGGUCAACAAACUUAGUAGGAAAGACCCCCCAAAAAAAAGAAAAAAAAAAACAGUAGGAACAAAAUAAAUUAGUUUACCAUUCAUUUUCAAGAAUGGAUUCCAUUAGGUUUAUGUUGGUUUUCUUGAUUUCUCUUGUGGUCUUGAUCACCACAAAGGCAAAUCGUACUGAAUCGGACGACGUCGUUUGGCGAAAGCGCGCAUUACUAGCCAGGCGAGCUGCUCAAGAGGCCUAUCAACCAAAUCCUGAUAUUGUACUAAAUCAUUUCAAUAAGCAUGUUCAUAAGUCCUUGGAAGGAACAAACACGACAAGAAGAAACCUAACCGCAAUCCCUCACGUGGGAUGCGAGGCCACAAACCCUAUCGACCAAUGUUGGAGGUGCGACAAAAAUUGGGAAACAAACCGGAAAAAGCUAGCCGAUUGCGCCCUAGGGUUCGGGCGCCACGUGACCGGAGGCAAGGCCGGGAAGAUCUACGUGGUGACGGACCCCUCGGACAACGACCUAGUGAACCCUAAAAAGGGAACCCUGAGGCACGCCGUGAUCCAGACGGAGCCGCUGUGGAUCAUAUUCGCGCGCAACAUGGUGAUCCGGCUCUCGCAGGAGCUGAUCGUCACGUGCAACAAGACCAUCGACGGGCGCGGGGCCCAAAUCCACAUCACCAAGGGCGCCGGCUUCACCAUCCAAUACGUGAGCAACAUCAUCAUACACAACAUCAAGAUCUACGACAUCAAGGUGGGCAACGGCGGCAUGAUCAGGGACUCGCUCUCCCACUACGGCCAGCGCGGCCAGAGCGACGGCGACGCCAUUUCUGUGUUCGGAUCCUCCAACAUCUGGCUCGACCACCUGUCCCUCUCCAGCUGCUACGAUGGCCUCAUCGAUGUCGUCAAAUCCUCCACGGCCGUCACCAUCUCAAAUUGCCAUUUCGCUCGCCACAAUGAUGUUUUGCUAUUUGGGGCAAGUGAUAGCUACUCGGAUGAUAAGAUCAUGCAAGUAACGGUGGCGUUUAACCAUUUUGGGAAAGGGUUAAUACAGAGAAUGCCGCGGGUGAGGUGGGGGUUCGCGCACAUCGUUAACAACGACUACACCAAGUGGGAAAUGUACGCCAUGGGCGGAAGCCAAGGCCCCACCAUACUCAGCCAAGGCAACCGCUUUGUCGCCCCGGAUAACAAGGCCGCCAAAGAGGUGACGAAGAGAGAAUAUACAGCGGAGAGUGUGUGGAAGAAUUGGGUGUGGAAAUCGGAGGGAGAUGUGAUGCAAAAUGGGGCAUUUUUCGUGCAAUCUGGAGAUCCGCAUCACAAGUUUGUACAAGGCGCUGAGACUAUUGCACCUAAACCUGGCCACUUUGCAAGCACGCUUUCGCGAUACGCCGGCCAUUUGAAAUGCAUUCCCGGAAAGCCUUGCUAAUUAAGAAUUAAUCAGUUUUAAUUGGAUUUAAUCAAGAUGGCCACAUUUAUAUUUAAUCACGAGAAAUCAAUUCUACUACUUCAAACUCAGAUGUUAGUUGAUGUAUAUAAUAUUCUGCAUAUUAAUGUAAAAUUCGUGGACCAUGUAAAUUUUCUCGCAAUAGUAAGAAUCAUUAUAUUAGUUUAACUUUAUUA
Salvia miltiorrhiza (redroot sage) is the source of this 1631-nucleotide messenger RNA. Its product is annotated as pectate lyase-like. The coding region runs from base 127 to 1437 and encodes 436 amino acids. Lineage: Eukaryota; Viridiplantae; Streptophyta; Magnoliopsida; Lamiales; Lamiaceae. The transcript has 3 exons. The record is from RefSeq and is a predicted model, not a curated record. Gene Ontology annotation, molecular function: pectate lyase activity.